AUUCAUGCAGAAACCCAGAUAAGGAUAUACAACUUUAAAAUGUCUUCACAUCAGUGGUGUAACUGUUUUAAAAAGUGGGUGGGACAUGUGUGUGGUGGGUUGGUGUAAUUGUAAUUGUAUUUUUACAAUAAUAAAUGCACAAAAUGUAUUGACACAGACCUUAUGUUUAAUACGAUAGUUUCAUCCUUACAUCUCCUAUAAUACAAUAUAUCGUUAGUCUCGAGAGUAUUUACAGUAGUCAAUCAAUAUGUGGAUCAAGAAAUUACAUUUUCCUGAUGGACUAGUGGUAUAAAAGCGUGCUAGAGGUUCUGGGUUCUAAUCCGCCCUUAUAUCGUUUUUUUUUUUUUUUUUUUUUAAACCAAAGAUGUUCAAAAGUGAUUGUAUAUUAAAAGCAGGGUAUUAUAUUUGAAUAUUGUACUGUGAGUGAGCGUGUAUAUAUAAAAUCAUGCAAUAUAUUUGUUCAUUUGUUGCGCUAAACAACAAAUUUUCCAUUCCAUUGAGCUACUUUUUCAUUGUUUUUCUAUGUAAACAUGAGCUUGAUGGACAUGUUUGUCCGUUGAGUUAGCUUCUUGCUCUGCUGUGUUUAUUUGUUUAUGCUCGUAAAACUACUUCGUCAAGCGCGCAUUUGCAGUGUUGCCAUGUCCACUUAUAUGCAUCUUUAAGCUUGUAUUAUUUUUUCCAUAUUAAGUGAUGAAGUGACAACAGUUCAGCUGGACUGUGUACAUGGCCUUUGUGCCAGUGUCAGUUAUUUGAACGGAGAAAAGUCAACUGUUAACGCGAUCAAAAUUCUUGCGCAACUGGGGUGGCCAGAGGGGUGGGUAGCUACGCCCUUGUGUGCCCUUUCUAGUUUCGAAGGUCCGUGGUUAUUUGCUUCAAACCAGAAGGCGGGAACUGAACGGAAGCUGCUUAUCCUUUUAGUGCAGCAGAACUCUGGCAGCAGAAUAACAAAACUCGACAAGCGGAAACUAAGAAAGAUGAUGCAUCAAAAUGCAAGAGAAUUCAUUGGGACACGUUUUGAAGGACAGCAUUUGAGUCUGUCAGAUCUAAAAGAAAAGCCUAAUAUAGAAAACGGGUACAUGUAUGGGAAAAACAUUCCUGCUUAUCCUGAAUCUGUGGAGUUCCACAUCCAGAAAGUGUCUCAUGUCACUGGAGAACAAGGUCUUAGGGGUAUUUUUCUCAAUUCAGGCUUUAGACAGCCAUCAGAGCUGGUGGCUAAUGAUCAGCACCAUUUCCUCUGGUGGGCUUUAUCAGUCACAUCUGAUGACAUAUCCUCAGCUGAAGAGCGUUUCCUUAAGUCCUUGUUCCCUCGUCAAAGUCCUGCCCAAAUUCACAACCAGACGCCUGUCCUUGAGCACUUCACCAGCUCAAAGGCCUUCCAGAAAGAAUCUUCCUAUGGAAACUUCUGCUUCACUUUUUCAUUUAAGGAGCUUCUCUGGCACUAUGGUGAGCAGUUCGGUGGUGGCCAAAGUCCAGUCCUGCGUGUUUAUGAGACUAUGCUCUACAAAAAAGAGAUUCAAUAUACGGUUGUAGUGCAUCCUCGUUACGUAAAUAUUUAUGACCAUUAUCCUCGACUUCCAAAUCAUGGUGAUGGUGUUUGUGGAUACAGUGGUGGGGCCAUGUGGUGGCGCUGUCAAUCCCCCGCUGAAGCUUACAAGAAUGAGCUUGAGGUAAACAGUUUUGAAGGAAGUGUUAGUGUGAGCCCUCAUCACAAAAUAUACUAUGUGUGGGAUCAUGUGUGUAUAGCUUUCCACAUGGAGCCGGGAUGGGUGCUGCAUGUAGACCAGGACAGGCUGUUUAAAAGAGUGAAUGUGUGUGAAAUGUGUAAGCCUUAUCUUCUGAGAGGCCCAGACACUAAAUUGAGUUUACACGAGGCUGAGAUUAUACUAGCUGAUCUUAAGGCCGGUGUUUGGAGCUAAGCACACCAUGCAGAUAUUACAUUCACAUGGACUUACAGAGAAUAAUUAUGCCACAAACUUAUGCAACAGUUAUCCUAACUAUGUUUAUCUAGUUGCAGAUUAAUCUAAUGUGUUUUUUUGUCUUGUUUGAUGAUUGAUUUAUUAAUGCACCUUUGCACUGAUCUUUAUAAUUAAGUGAAGAACGGAGCACAUUUUAGCAUUCAUGCAGAAACCUAGAUCAUGAUAUGAUGAGCUUUUUUAUAAUAUAAUAAACUUUUCUGUAUGUAUGUUCACUUUGGAUUUAGAACUUUUAUUAGCUAUUUUACAGAGUUAAAAAUGUACUUUUAAUUCUGUCCACCAGAGGUCUGUAACUGAUAUCUGGUUUUAUUACUUUGUCCUGUCAGUAAUUUGUCACAUUUUUUUUUUUAAACCAGAACCUUCCUGUAUUUUUUUUUUUUUUUUUUGUAUUCUUAAAUGUGGCUUAUUGCAAUAAAAUCUCUUCAGCUUAAACCAA
This is a messenger RNA of Ctenopharyngodon idella (grass carp), 2409 nucleotides long. RefSeq lists its product as uncharacterized. The transcript has 2 exons. The record is from RefSeq and is a predicted model, not a curated record. NCBI's taxonomy places the organism in Eukaryota, Metazoa, Chordata, Actinopteri, Cypriniformes, Xenocyprididae. Bases 975 to 1916 code for a protein of 313 amino acids.